Molecule: messenger RNA, 2689 nt
Organism: Girardinichthys multiradiatus
Lineage: Eukaryota; Metazoa; Chordata; Actinopteri; Cyprinodontiformes; Goodeidae
Gene: anapc7
Product: anaphase promoting complex subunit 7
Exons: 11
Coding region: 120-1817 (565 amino acids)
Biological process (GO): cell division
Molecular function (GO): protein binding
Source: RefSeq, a predicted model, not a curated record
AAGGAAGGCAGCGCGGCGCCAUAUUUAAUACAUCGGAUGCUAGCCGCUUUUAGCUGUUUACUGACUGAAACUUCAAACUGGACGCGGAAAGGUUCAACAAGCCCUUGCUCUUAUCCAAAAUGAAUGUAGUGGAUCAUGUUCGGGAUAUGGCUGCAGCCGGCCUUUAUUCUAAUGUCCGCAUAUUGAGCAGUUUGUUGCUGACGAUGAGUAAUAACAACCCAGAACUGUUCUCACCAGCCCAGAAGUACCAGCUCUUGGUUUAUCAUGCUGAUGCCAUCUUUCAUGAUAAGGAAUACCGUAAUGCUGCCUGCAAAUACAGCAUGGCCCUGCAGCAGAAGAAGGUUCUCAGCAAAACAUCCAAAGUUCGUUCUUCUACUGGUGGAGCUGCAGCCAACAUUCAGGCACAGAGUUUGCCAUCAGAGAUAGAGGUAAAGUACAAGAUAGCUGAAUGCUACACCAUUUUGAAACUGGAUAAAGAUGCUAUUGCUGUGCUGGAUGGGAUUGCAUCAAGACAAAGAACUCCAAAGAUCAACAUGAUGCUGGCUAAUCUGUACAGGAAAGCCGGUCAAGAACGUUCUGCCGUGACGAGCUACAAAGAGGUGCUCAGACAGUGUCCUCUUGCCUUGGAUGCAAUAAUCGGCCUUCUUUCUCUGUCAGUUAAAGGAGCAGAGGUGGCUUCCAUGACUAUGGAUGUGAUUCAGAGUCUUCCUAAUUUGGACUGGCUGUCGGUGUGGAUCAAAGCAUAUGCCUUUAUACAUGCAGGGGACAACCAAAGAGCCAUCAACACUAUUUGCUCUUUGGAGAAGAAGUCUCUGCUGCGGGACAAUGCGGAUCUCCUGGUGAGCCUGGCAGAUGUCCAUUUCAGGGCAGGUGACACCAAAAAUGCCAUUCUUAAAUUUGAACAAGCUCAGAUGCUGGACCCAUACCUCAUCAAAGGGAUGGAUGUUUAUGGCUAUUUAAUGGCCCGGGAGGGACACUUGGAAGAUGUUGAAGUCCUUGGAGGGCGAUUAUUUAAUAUUUCUGACCAACACGCUGAACCCUGGGUGAUCUCUGGCUGCCACAGCUUUUAUAGCAAGCGCUAUUCCAGGGCCCUCUACCUUGGGGCCAAGGCCAUCCAGCUGAACAGCAACAGUGUCCAGGCUCUCCUCCUGAAGGGGGCAGCCCUGAGAAACAUGGGCCGGGUUCAGGAAGCAAUCAUCCAUUUCAGAGAGGCCAUGCGGUUAGCCCCGUGCAGACUCGACUGCUACGAAGGUCUGAUCGACUGCUACCUGGCUUCCAAUGGGGUUCGAGAAGCUAUGGGGAUGGCAAACAAUAUCUAUAAGACUCUGGGGGCCAAUGCACAGACUCUGACCAUCCUUGCCACUGUGUGCCUGGAAGACCCUGUGACUCAAGAAAAGGCCAAAGGCCUGCUGGACAAAGCCCUCGCUCAGAGACCCGACUACACCAAGGCUGUGGUGAAAAAGGCCGAACUGCUCAAUCGGGAACAGAAAUAUGAUGAAGGGAUUGCUCUCCUACGGAAUGCCCUGGCCAAUCAAAGUGACUGUGUCCUGCACAGAAUGCUGGGAGAUUUCCUGGUGUCUGUCAGUGAUUACCAAGAGGCCAUGGACCAGUACAGCAUAGCAUUGAGCUUGGAUCCUAAUGACCAAAAGUCUUUGGAGGGAAUGCAGAAGAUGGAGAAGGAGGAGAGCCCCACAGAUGCCACAGUGGAGCUGGAUGGUGAUGACAUGGAGGGCAGUGGGGAGGAUGGAGAUCUCGAGGGCAGUGACAGUGAAGCUGCUCAGUGGGCUGAUCAGGAGCAGUGGUUUGGGAUGCAAUGACCCAGGGCCACAGAAGAGCCCUCAGUCACUGCCACACAUUAGCACACCAGACGCCUUCAGCCACUGUGGCAGUCUAAUAGACACCUCUGGUGACACCCUGGAAGCCGUGCAGCUGCUGCUGAUGUUUUGGUUUAUCCUGAUUGGGAACAACACAGGAGGGACUUUGCAUGGAGUACCCACCCACUUUAACCGAGAUUCAGUUUAAUGCAGAUCUCAAGCCAAACCCUUUUGCCAUUAUUCUACCAACACCUGAGGUUACUUCAGCUUUAUUUACCUGCAUCAGUCACUGCAGCAGUUUGAUAAAAGCGGUGGGCAUCCAACCACAGAAAAACGAGCGAUUAUUUGGUUUGUAAACGAAACAUUUUACUUCUUCGACUUUUAGUCUUUAAAUGAUCUUUGGUGCGACACCACGUCCGUUAGCGUUCAGGUCAUGCAGUACAUAACUUGCUAUUAAACUGAGGUCUGCUCUGUAUAGAGGUGUUUUGAGGCAAGCAGUUAGAUUUAGUACUCCUCAGCUGUGUAAAAGAAUAGACGGGCGGAGACAAAACAAAUCUGAUAUAUAUGUUCCAAAACGAUGCAAUUGUGUUUGAGUCUGACCUGAUGUCCGCAGUGCCACACCAAGGGAUGUGAAUAUGCCUGAACUCUGUGACAGUGUUCAAUAUUUUGGCUGCUUUAUAUACUUUUGUCUUCUAUUCAUUUCAAAUAUUUUAUGGGUUUCGCUUUGUGUGUCUGUCUGUAUUAAAAGCAAGAAGAAAAGAAACAUGAUUAACUCACUAAAUUGUAAAGUUUCCCUUAAUCAUAAGUAAAAUGUUUAUAUUUUUGUACAUAUUUUAGUAAAUGUAUAAUAAACAGUGCAAAGAUUCUGGCAUGCA